AGUAAACAGAAGGUCUAGACCUCUCCCAAUGGACCACAAGUUUAUUCAAGGCUCUUCAAGAUUCUUGUAUGUUGGUGGACCUCCUCUGCUGUCCGCUCUGCAAUCAUCUGCUGCAGGUUCCAAUAACUCUACCCUGUGGCCACUCAGUAUGUUCCAUUCACCAAGGAUGCUCCCUCCAUGACGUUCCCGUCUCGGCUGCCCACGUUCAACUGGACGUCACUCUUUCAAAGAUCCUUCAUCUCCACGACAAACAUUUCAACCGCGACGAUGAAUACGGAGACGAAAGCGAUGAUGAUGAUAGCAAUGACCUUCUUUCUCAUCUCCGAGCUCACGCUGAACGGGAGCGUCAUAUGGCUCCGGAUGAACCAAUUAUACCCCCCGAAGACGCCUUUCAGAAGGAGUUGAUAACCGAGCUCACCUGUGAAAUUUGUUUUUCAAUUUUCUACGAGCCUACAACUACCCCUUGUGGUCAUACAUUUUGUUCGAGAUGUUUACAUCGUUCUCUCGACCACAGUUCCUCGUGUCCUCUUUGCCGGCAGCAACUUCCAGGUUUCACCUUUUUCCAAAGCCAUCCUCCGAAUAAUGCAAUACUGCGUAUACUCCUUAAUCAAUGCCCUACUGCCUAUCGAGAACGAGGAGAAGCCAUCGAGGCCGAGGAGCGCAAUGCUCGCCUUGACACUCCCAUCUUUGUCUGUCAGCUAUCGUUUCCGGGAAUGCCGACACUUCUCCACUUUUUCCAGCCUCAGUACCGUCUAAUGCUACGGAGGUGUCUCGCCUUGCCUCGACCUUCGUUUGGGAUGAUCAUGUCCUCUUCGAACACACAAGGUCAAGUUGAGUACGGGACCAUGCUAGAGAUACGGAGUGUGCAACUGUUAUCGGACGGACGAAGUCUAAUCGAGACGUGGGGCGUAUGGCGCUUUAGAAUCCUAGAACGCGGCAUUCUGGACGGUUAUGAUGUGGGGAGAGUUGAGAGGAUAGACGACGUUGAAGAUGAUCUUUCAGAGGAAGAAGAAUAUCUGAAUGAAGUUCAAGCAUCUUCACCCCCACUAAGCUUAUCCCCAAGCACAUCAUCUCAAUCGACUCCGUCUCGUCCCAGCUCAAGUUCGUACUCGCAACCCACUUCGUCUGCCCCUCUGCUUCACCACUCUGAUCCGCCUCCCCUCCUUCCUCUCACGACGACUGCGCUCAUCGCCUACUGUAGUUCUUUCCUCGCCCAGUUACACACCAACACUACGCCAUGGGUUGUACAGCGCCUUUCUUAUACCCACGGGCCGCCGCCGCCGCCGCCUGAAGACCCCAGUUUUGAUGCCGGGAACUUUUCAUUCUAUGUUGGAACUGUUCUCCCAAUAGAUGAAUGGGAGAAAGCCAAGCUACUUCCUGUGAGAAGUGUCAGAAUGAGGCUCAAGAUGUGCGUUUGGUGGAUUGAGGGUUUAAAGAAGAACUGGUGGUUUGAGCGGGGUUGUGUAGUGCUCUAGAGGCGGUCUGUGGUUUCUUUCCCCUGCUGCUCGAAUAAAUCUCAUCUGCAUUGCUAUCUUAUUUUUGUAUUUGCUUUUCUCCGAUGUUGUUUUAUUAACUGUCCUGGCAUGCGCAAUGCCCCCUUACUGUACCCCCUGACGUCACUCACGAUUCGCAUCCCAUCUGGCAUCCCAUCGAACAUCUCUAUCCCCAUCAUUCAUCCUGUUACUAUGUACCCAUGUAUAGUUUCUCGGAAAACACCGUAUGUUUCAACCCCGCCG
This is a messenger RNA of Marasmius oreades (fairy-ring Marasmius), 1736 nucleotides long. RefSeq lists its product as uncharacterized. NCBI's taxonomy places the organism in Eukaryota, Fungi, Basidiomycota, Agaricomycetes, Agaricales, Marasmiaceae. The record is from RefSeq and is a predicted model, not a curated record. The transcript has 3 exons. Bases 69 to 1475 code for a protein of 468 amino acids.